This is a messenger RNA of Trachymyrmex septentrionalis, 786 nucleotides long. RefSeq lists its product as uncharacterized. NCBI's taxonomy places the organism in Eukaryota, Metazoa, Arthropoda, Insecta, Hymenoptera, Formicidae. Bases 1 to 786 code for a protein of 261 amino acids. Gene Ontology annotation, molecular function: zinc ion binding; nucleic acid binding. The record is from RefSeq and is a predicted model, not a curated record. The transcript has a single exon.
AUGAGUGAGGUGAGGACCGGUGUUCCGCUGGAUGAGCUAGGCAUUACUGAUACAAGGGUUCGGCGGGCGCAGAAUGGAGGUCUUUUGGUGGAGAUCCCGGGAGAGGACGCUGGGACAAAGGCGGAUUCCUUGUCGGAAAAACUCAACUCUCUUUUUAAGAAUCGAGAAGUAGUGAGGGUGAUUCGUCUGGUCAGGAGGACCGAGUUUCGUCUCCUCGAUCUAGACGAAUCGGUGACUGCCGAAGAGAUAAGGACUGUAGUUGUGGCGCGUGGAAAGGCGUCACCGAACGAUGUUUGCGUUGGCCCUCUGAGGCCCAGUAGAGGCGGCCAGAACAGCUCGUGGCUGCAAUGUCCCGAGACUUGUACGGAUUGGCUGCUGAAGGACGGGGGACUUCGUGUGGGUUGGUCGCGAGUGCGAUUGAUACCGCUGGCCAAGAGAAAGUUGCAGUGUUACCGUUGUUUCGCGGUUGGACACACGAGGACGAACUGCAGGAGCACUGUGGACAGGAGCAGCAGUUGCUUUAAUUGCGGAAAGGAGGGGCACGCGGCCGUUAGUUGUCGGGCUUCGCCUCACUGUCCCGUUUGCGCGGCUAGAAACCUCCCGGCUAGGUAUAGGGUUGGAGGGGAGGGGUGUGCUCCCUACAACAGCCCGGUACGUGUGACUGUGGCUGCAGGGCCGAGCUACAGGGACGCAAGACACAACGAGCAUGGGGAGUCGAGUGUUCCUGUGGCGGAAAGUGUUCCCCCUGUGGAGGAGGAGUUAUUGAUGGACACGUCCAAUGGCUAG